Messenger RNA from Helicoverpa zea (corn earworm), 1353 nucleotides. RefSeq lists its product as uncharacterized. NCBI's taxonomy places the organism in Eukaryota, Metazoa, Arthropoda, Insecta, Lepidoptera, Noctuidae. Bases 35 to 1258 code for a protein of 407 amino acids. The record is from RefSeq and is a predicted model, not a curated record. The transcript is spliced from 6 exons.
CUAGAAGCACACGACAUUUGCUCUUAGGUACAAAAUGUACAGAAUACUCACAGUUCUUUUCCAAUAUUUGAUGAUCGUGUCUUGUAAAAUGUUUGAAAGUGAAUUAAAUGUGAAUGAUAUACUUCGUUCUGAUCUGAUGCCAACGUUCUUUAUGGUGGAUGGUGAAACAGAAGAUGUUCAACGAGUUAAUAAUACGCUUAGCAAACCUGUAGAGCAGUCAGUUAAUGGAUCUAUUGAUGCGGCACUGUCGACACUCGCUUUUCACAGAAAAAUGAUGAACGAAUUUCAUUGUCGCAACUACAUAGCCGAUCAAAUUUUGGAAGAAAUGGGUAAAAGUGUUCUGCAAAAUAGGAUCGGAAGGCCAUUCACCGAAGUUAAAGAUAACAUGCUUAUGCGGAGACAAGAUUUGAGGAAUAAUGUGAUGUUUGACGUUGGCUCCGCUAACUACCAAGAGUGGCUUGCCAAGGUGGCAGCACUUAACGAUGUCCACAACGUAGCCAAUAUUGCCGCAAAUACUGGCAACAGCAACGUUUCACUAGCAGGGGCUUCAGCAGCCCCGUCGGCGCCUCAAGUACCAACGCUUCAAACAAGAGAAGGCUACGAAGUGUAUGAGGGAGGCAAGGAGUUCACAGGCUAUGGAGCUCCCGAUGUACCACCGCCGGAUCUUGCUAAGUAUAGUGGCGGUUACGAGUAUUCCAUGCCUCCUCCUCCACCGCCACUAUACCAUCACCCAGCGGCAGUUCAACAAACCCAUGUGGUUGAAGAAUAUGCAGAACACGACAGUCACAGUCUUGGUUUAGCUGAUCUGUUCGACAUAUCGCUUACGGGGAUCGCUUUCUUAUCUUUCGGCAUGUUUAUUCUGCAAGUACUCAUGUGUAUCACCAUGAAUCCACAACAACCUCAAGUAAUGCAAAUGGUGGACAACAGCGGUGAUACGGUUAACGUGGAUGACGUAUUUCGGGUUAAGCGAGAGACACACGAGAGUACUACCAUUCCUUCAGUGAACAAGAUGGCUCGUUACGCACUGUUGGCACUGCGGCCGCGCUCCACUCCUUGUCUGUACCGAGCCUUAUGUGUGGGGAAUAAGAAGGCUCGGGAUCUACGUGAUAGCAAUUGGUACUGGUUACCAGUUUGGCAUGCGGGAGUAGCAUGGACCCGCGGUGGAGCACUAGGUGCCCUUCGAGCUGCGACCCUGGGGCUCGGUGGAGCUGACUGCGAUAUCCACUAUCCGAGAGCACAUUGCACUACCAACUCCUAACAAUAUCUAUGUUGUUUCUUGUUACGUGUUAUUUUUUUUUAUUUUAUGAAGUACAAUGUUUUUUGUUAUAUUAUAAUGUCUUUGACACACCAUAA